Messenger RNA from Colletotrichum graminicola M1.001, 759 nucleotides. Its product is annotated as F-box domain-containing protein. The transcript has 2 exons. NCBI's taxonomy places the organism in Eukaryota, Fungi, Ascomycota, Sordariomycetes, Glomerellales, Glomerellaceae. The record is from RefSeq and is a predicted model, not a curated record. Bases 1 to 759 code for a protein of 252 amino acids.
AUGUUGACAAUGUCCGGCCCAGCAUCGCCAGCCCUGGAUCUGACGCAGCCGAUAUCGCAGUUUUCGGCUUCUCUCUUUGCCAAACUGCCGGCCGAGAUUCAACUCGAGACUCUAUCCUACUGCCAACAGAACGACCUCGUCUGCCUCUCACUGUCAUCGCACUAUUUCCGGUACCUCACGCUGCGCUUGAUCCCAAAGAAGCCUCACUUGCAGCUGUACGACCAGAAUCUACCUCCGGAAGCCAUAUCUUGCGCGUGUGGCAACAAACUCCCAGUCGGUGUGGCCCAAAACCCCUAUGCUCAUCGGAAACGCCGGCAUGAGUACAUCGUCAAUUCAAUGCCUAGAGUGCAGUCGGAUAGCCAUAUCUGCCAGCAUUGGUCGUCACCUUGCCGAGCAUACCCUCCAGAGCAUCCAAUGUGCCGGCUUCCCGGGUGUAGACACUGCAUGUGCAUUUCAUGUCCGCUGUAUGUGAGACUACGCAGUUGGAUUGGGAAAGAGUUGCGGUACUGCUCGAAAUGUUGGAAGUUUACCAAGCGGGAAUGGACAAAGAAGUACAACGGAAGAUGUCUUCAUGGUCGACCCAAAGUUCGUAGAACAUCAAACAAUCACUGGACAGCCGUAAAGGGCCGAUCGUACGGAGAUCGCUGGUGGAACCGAUGGGGGACUAGAGGUGUUGAUAGCUGGGGUUUCGACGAUGAAAAAUAUGUGAAGGGGUUUUGGUCCAAUCUGGAAAAGAGAAGAAAUGCAAGGAUAGUGUAG